This is a messenger RNA of Fusarium redolens, 990 nucleotides long. RefSeq lists its product as uncharacterized. Gene Ontology annotation, cellular component: cytosol; TRC complex. Gene Ontology annotation, molecular function: protein binding. NCBI's taxonomy places the organism in Eukaryota, Fungi, Ascomycota, Sordariomycetes, Hypocreales, Nectriaceae. The coding region runs from base 1 to 990 and encodes 329 amino acids. The transcript is spliced from 2 exons. Gene Ontology annotation, biological process: protein insertion into ER membrane. The record is from RefSeq and is a predicted model, not a curated record.
AUGGCCAGCAAGGUUGACCGCAUAGUUGCCCGGCUACAGGCCAAGAUCGAAGAGGGCGAUUACUACGAGGCUCAACAGCAGACCCGUGUCGCGGCAUCUCGCUAUAUCAAGACCUCCAACUGGCCUGCCGCGAUAGAUAUCCUCUCCAAUGUGUCUCAGGCGUUGCUGCGCGCGGGGCAGGGUGGUAGUGGAGGAGAUCUGUGUACUAUGUUGGUCGAUGUCUACAAGCAGGCAGAACUAAAGCCUGAUGCUACCACCAAGGGUAGACUAUUGACUUGUCUACGACUAUUCGAGGCUGGUGAGCCUACGAGGAAGAGGUUUAUUGGCGAAAUCAUAGCAUGGUCAGCAAAGUUUGGCGAAUAUCCAGCUGGAGAUCCAGAGCUUCACCAUGUUGCCGGUUCACUAUACGCCGAGGAGCACGAUACAUACGAGGCCGAGAAACAUUUGAUAUUGGGAACCAAGGACUCGCCCGAGAUUCUCACAAAGAUGGAAUAUAAUUGGUACAAGGAGGGCGAGCCUCAUCAAGCGGCUCUCUUCGCCGGCCGCGCCGUUCUCCCAUAUCUCCUCGUUGGCAACGUUCGUGCUGCCAAUACCUGCUACCGCCUCUUCAUCAGCUCCCUCUCCAAUGAUAACCCGAAUCUUGGUGUCCAAGACGUAUCGAGUUCCGCUGGUGACAUCCGCAUUUUCCCAAGCCUGCCUCUCCUCAACUUUCUUGGCUUUCUCCUUCUCGCCAUCCAGCGCGGCGCACCCGAACUCUACCGUGCUUUGGUGUCUAAGUAUGCCACACAGAUCAACGAGGCGGGAUCAUGGGCCGAGGCGCUUGAGAUGGUUGGAGAGAUGUACUUCGGUCUGUCCAAGCCUCGACAAAACAAUCCCCUUAUGGAUAUGAUGAGCGGUUUCUUCGGUGGUGGUGGUGGCCAACCAGAAAAGCCAAAGCGUAAGCAGGUUACGCAACGGCAAGAUGCCCCCACAGCGGAAGGUCUAGACUAG